AUGGCGACUCAUGUGAUGACCUCGACUACGGCUGCCAACCAGAUCUCGGUUUAUGGUCAGCCGUCCCCAUCCAACUCGGCCUCUAACACGCCUUCCAACAAUUCCCCUACCUCCCCUCGCAUGACCACCGCCACACUGCACCAACUGCCUUUGCAGUCGCGCCAGCUGCGUCCCCUCAAGGGCCCUCUUUACGUCCCAGCAGCUCUGCGACCAACUAAGCGACCCCAGAAGUCGUCUCCCAUUACUCCGCCUCGUAGCGUGCAUGGCUCGCUCGACAGCUUGAACGAGGAUACCUCCGAACCCAUCAGUCGUCGCUCGACAAUGGAGAGUCAGUCCAGCGAGAUCAGCCAGGUCGCCCAGCAUGAGUGGAUGAAGAAUGAGCAGCUGGGUGCUGUGACGGGCCCUCCCACCCGUGAACACUGGAAAGCCGACUCUGCCUCCUCCAACUGCGAUUCCCCGACUUGUCGCUCCUCCUUCGGUAUCUUCCUGCGUCGCCACCACUGCCGUCACUGUGGUCAUGUCUUCUGCGCCUCCCACACUCCUCACCUCGUUCCGCUUGACCAGGACGCUCGCUUCCACCCCGAUGGUCUUCCUUCCCGUGCCUGCGAUUUGUGCUGGAGCGCCCAUCAGCGCUGGGAAGAGAACCGUUCCGACCGUCUGAACAAGAUCCAGAACACCAUCGACGCCCAGCAGGUUGGAGUCUCGGUCCCCGAUUCCGAGGGCAUGAAUGCCGACGAAAAUUCCGAGUCUCAAGGCCAGACUGGUGAGGUUGCUGCCUCUGUUCCUCGCGACUGGAACUGGAGCACCUUUUAA
Messenger RNA from Penicillium paradoxum, 813 nucleotides. RefSeq names its product FYVE zinc finger domain-containing protein. Lineage: Eukaryota; Fungi; Ascomycota; Eurotiomycetes; Eurotiales; Aspergillaceae. The record is from RefSeq and is a predicted model, not a curated record. Gene Ontology annotation, molecular function: phosphatidylinositol-3-phosphate binding; metal ion binding; ubiquitin binding. Bases 1 to 813 code for a protein of 270 amino acids. Gene Ontology annotation, cellular component: ESCRT-0 complex. Gene Ontology annotation, biological process: protein transport to vacuole involved in ubiquitin-dependent protein catabolic process via the multivesicular body sorting pathway; protein targeting to vacuole. The transcript has 2 exons.